AUGCAGCCUCCCCGCUAUAUCCCGGCCAUGGGCAGCCAUAGGUUUUAUUUUAGGGGGACGUACUUCCGCAUCUACCGGGAGCGGGAAAGCAUGCUCGCCAGUAACAGCAACCACUUUGGUGCCUCGGUAAUCAAAGAUACCGAGACCAUGGUACUUUCCUGCUUUUCAUUCUCUGCGGAGCCAAUCAAAAGGCUGCUCCAGCACAUAAGGGAGGUCUGCUUCAAGGGGAGCUCCGGCCGCACUAUCAUCAAACGGCCCGGCCCAUCUAUGACGCGCAGGUUUGGAGGCGGAAACGGGUGGUCCACAGUGGCCAACCGGCCCGUCAGGCCUAUGUCUACCGUCGUGCUUGACAACAAGCAAAAGGGCCAGCUCCUGUCCGAUAUCAACGAGUACCUGCACCCGAACGCCCCGAUGUGGUAUGCCACUCGCGGUAUCCCGCUGCGCCGCGGAUACCUCUUCCACGGGCCUCCGGGUACGGGCAAGACGUCACUGUCGUUUGCAGUCGCCGGUGUUUUCGGCCUCGACAUAUUUGUCAUUAGCCUGCUCGACCCAGGGCUAACCGAGGAGGAUUUGAUCUUGCUUUUUAAUAGCCUGCCCCGCCGGUGUGUUGUGCUUUUAGAGGAUAUCGAUACGGCUGGUCUGAGCCGCCCCGAUAACGACAAAGACGACUUCGCUCGCGAUAGCAAUAAGGCUGCGAGGCCCGUGAGGGCGCAUCCCAAAGCGAAGCGUGGAGGGUACACAAUGGGCGGGCCUGGCUUCGAAAGGGAGGGCAACGGCAUCUCGCUUUCCGGCUUACUCAACGCCAUCGACGGCGUGGCGUCACAUGAGGGAAGAGUGCUCAUAAUGACCACCAACCGACCUGAGGUGCUGGACGAGGCUUUGAUCAGGCCUGGCAGGGUUGAUCUGCAGAUCGCCUUUAAGAACGCCACCAAGAAUCAGGCCGGCGAGCUAUUCCAGCACAUGUACGCGCAAAGGAUUCCGGUCACUGGAGCAAGCGGCACCAUUACCCAGGACAACACCAAUGAAAAGAAUGGAGCGGGCGCGCACGGCAGCGGCAGCGAGCAAAGCGAGGCGGCGGCCGAGCUGGCGAGGAACGCAGCCGACUUCAGCAAGAAUAUUCACGAGUGCCGCUUCUCGCCCGCCGAGAUUCAGGGCUUCCUUCUUAAGCACAAGGAUGAUCCACACCGAGCACUCCGCGAGGUCGAGAACUGGGUUUCAGAAACGAAUAGGCAGAAGGAGAGCAACAGCAUGGCCCUGCAGGUGCAAUAA
Messenger RNA from Gaeumannomyces tritici R3-111a-1, 1269 nucleotides. RefSeq lists its product as hypothetical. Lineage: Eukaryota; Fungi; Ascomycota; Sordariomycetes; Magnaporthales; Magnaporthaceae. Gene Ontology annotation, biological process: mitochondrial respiratory chain complex III assembly; protein insertion into mitochondrial inner membrane from matrix. The record is from RefSeq and is a predicted model, not a curated record. Gene Ontology annotation, molecular function: ATP hydrolysis activity; ATP binding. Gene Ontology annotation, cellular component: mitochondrial inner membrane. The coding region runs from base 1 to 1269 and encodes 422 amino acids. The transcript has a single exon.